AUGUCUGAAAACCUCCUAUCUCUAGUCGGUGCCGUCGUGCUGAUGCUCUGGGAUUUCCUACUGACGCUCGAGGACGAGCGUCGGUUAUUCUGGAAACAACCCUUUACUAUGGCCAGCUUCCUCUUCUAUUGGAAUCGCUAUGUUGGCUUCGCGAUAACACUGUUCGGUCUUGUCGUGGUUAUGCUUCCUGGGACAGAUGAACGGUUCUGUCUGUAUGUUGGCGGCACGCUCAAUGAAGGGUUGCCAACUUUCUUCUCAGAUGUCGAAUAUGGCUCCGAACUGAAGGCUUUGGGGCGAUCUUGA
Molecule: messenger RNA, 303 nt
Organism: Punctularia strigosozonata HHB-11173 SS5
Lineage: Eukaryota; Fungi; Basidiomycota; Agaricomycetes; Corticiales; Punctulariaceae
Exons: 9
Coding region: 1-303 (100 amino acids)
Source: RefSeq, a predicted model, not a curated record